AGUGGAAUACCAACAGAUGGGAUGUGUCAACCAAUUUAAAGUACGACAACUUAAAAAUAAAUACAUAAAUAAACAUAUUCACGACGUUUAAGCUUUCGUUUGGUGCACAUCCGCGGUACAUGGGCUAACUUUUAAUCGGGUACUUUUCUGGAAGUUGUGUUGUUGAAGUAGCACAUGGAGGGAGUUGGUUUGUUGUGGAGCUACUCUACCAUAUGCUUGCUGGUUACUGCUGUCACACAUCUGAAAUGGAAACACUCAGGAUCGUGUUGAACGGGAAAUAAAACAGGACUGUCUUUAACCAUGGCAACAGUGGACAUCCAGCAGGGGGAGGAGUCAAGUCUCUGCAGCACUGCCCCGACGGUAACCACAGGCACCGCCUCCAGUCCACAGAGCGAAGCGGUAACCAAUGAGCUGCAAGAACUGUCCCUUCAGCGCGCCUCCAACUUACUUCCUAUUCACAAGAGGAAGAAUGUGCUCCAACUCAAACUUCAGCAGAGGCGGACUCGAGAAGAGCUGGUUAACCAGGGGAUCAUGCCACCACUGAAAAGUUCUGCUUCCUUUCACGAGCAGAGACGCAGUUUAGAGCGAGCCAGGACUGAGGACUACCUGAAGAGAAAGAUCCGCAGUCGUCCAGAGAGAUCUGAGCUGGUCAGAAUGCACAUUCUAGAAGAGACGUCAGCGGAGCCCUCCCUUCAGGCCAAGCAGCUUCUGCUGAAACGAGCACGUCUGGCAGAUGAUCUGAAUGAUAAAAUCUCCCAGCGGCCCGGCCCGAUGGAGCUCAUUCACAAGAACAUUCUCCCCGUACACAGCAGUCUCAAACAAGCCAUCAUAGAGACAGAGUUUCCGAAGGUAGUUGUGGAGAGCUCUUCGUUUGAUGAGGAAAGCAGUGACAGAUUCUCUCCGGAUCAGAUACUUUGUCAGCACUCUCCUUUCAGCCCCGCCCACUUACCCUCUCCACCUGAGACACUGGCCAAUAAAAGCACACCCAAACAGGUUCCGCCCCCUCCUCCUCCUCCUCCUCCUCCUCAUACACUGCCAAACACAGCUGGCCCUGCCCCUCAGCUGAAACUAGCCAAUGGGACAACUGGCCAAAUGCAAGCAACUGCAUUGCAAAAGGGUGGUAAAGGGACUAGUGAGCGCACUGGUCAGCGUUCUAAGAAGGUGCGAGACAAUAAACCAAAGGUAAAGAAGCUGAAAUAUCACCAGUAUGUUCCUCCAGAUCAGAAAGCUGAGCGUGAGCCUCCAGCCCUGCUUGACUCCUCCUACGCCAAACUCCUCUAUCAGCAGCAACUCUUCCUCCAACUACAGAUCAUCAACCAACAACAGCAAAACUACAACUACCACACCAUCCUUCCCGCCCCACCCAAGCCUCCAGCUGAUCAACAGCCUGCUACAGCCAAUGGCCCUUCACAGUCCAGCAAUGCUCCACCCUCUCAAUCAGCAUCUACUAAUUCAACAAGCCAGAAUCACCAGACUACUGCAAAUGGAGGCGGGAUUAAUAUAGGGCCUUUACCUAUCAACCUGGAAGAAUUAAAGGUGGCAGGCCUGAAGCAGGAGUUAAAACUGCGAGGAUUAACUGUCUCAGGCACCAAAAAUUAUCUUAUUGAACGGUUGAAGAAUUUUCAGCAGCAACAUGGCGGAAACGGCAUCACCAAUGUGCCAACAUCAUGUAAAACCAACAAAGCUCAACCAACACCACAGCAGUCAGGCAUUCCUUCAGCCCCUGUUGUGGGAGGAGCCUCUUCCCCUUACCAUUCAACAGACAGCAGCAUGAAGGUUCCUACCUACCCAUUUGUUUGCAAUGUAGAAAGGGUGCGAGCUCAUACCACAGCACCACAGAUAAUGCAGUUUGGCAGCACUAGCUCCUCCCCUCCGGUUUCCCCCAACCACUCUGAAUGCUCAUUGACUGGAAUGAGUCCAGAUGAAACAAGUUGUAAUGGGGAAGCUUUUGGGGAAAUGGUGACCUCUCCUCUGACACCACUCUUCUGGCAGCCUUCACCUCCUCUCCCCAUCACAGUCAGCAUUAAAGAAGAGCCCGACAGCCAGAUGUUUCCGUCCUCCUGCUGCCUGGUGAAACAGUCUACUGCUCCCCCUAUAGACAAGGACCAAAUGCUCCAGGAGAAGGACCGGCGCAUUCAGGAGCUCACACGCAUGCUGUUGCAGAAGCAGCAGCAGGUUGAAUCACUGCGCUCGCAGCUGGAUGGCAAACAUGUAGGUGCGCCAGUCCAGGUGAAAGAGGAACCUCCUGGUGUCAACGUGGAGAUGGUCAGGGUGACCAUAAAAGAAGAGGUCCUAGAGUUGGAGGAGGAAAGUGAGAUGGUAACAAAGCCACAGGUGUUCCUGCAGGCAGUGCAGGCGCAGACACUUACAGCAAACGAGACAGAGCAAAACCGGCAGCAGCAGCUCAUAAUGCAACAGAAUCAGCAUAACCUGCAGCAACGAGCACAUCAGAGGAAGAGGAAAACAAACAAACAACAGAAACUGCAACAACAAAAAGAACUGUUGCCUCAAGCACUUACCAACCAACAGUCAAGUCCCACUUCUUCAUUCCCAGUGGACAUCCUUAAAUCUAACUCUCCCCCCACAAUAGUGACAGAUAGAAAUGGCAACCAAUUCCUGCUAACACUGCCCAAUCAAAACACAGAGACACCAGCCAUAGGACACCCCCAGGACAAAAUAACCAAUCAUAUCACUCUGCAGAGAUUACAGUCCAUACCCAACAAGUUACCCAGCCAGUCAGUCGCUGAAUUACCUAACAACAAUAGCCUAUCUGAAGAGCCUAUGCAAACUGUCAUUUUAAAACAGCCAAUUAAAAAGGUGUUAAAGCCAGAACUAAAAUUGUCAACCAAUUACAAAGCGGCAAACAGUGCAGCCAUCUCAGCACCACUCAAUCUCCAACCAUUCUUCUCUUCAGUGGAUUCCAUAAACAACAGUGAACCGGCCCGCUCUUCUCCCAAUAACAAUGAGAACAUGUGUUUGAGCUUGGACCAGCAUGCUUUACUCUCCCCUUCUACCUCCACUUUGUAUUCACCCACAAAUCUUUGUCAUCAGGAAAAUGGCUGCAAUCAACAGGCUGGUGACCUGUUUGACAUCCUAAUUCAGUGUGGAGAAAUAUCAGAGAAUUUCAAAGCUGCCCCUGAUCCUGUUCUAGAACGGCUCCGCCCAAACACGCCCCUUUCAUCCAGCUACGCCCCUCUCAAUCUCUCCACCCCUCUCUCUGACCGGCCUACCAAAACUUUGAUUUUAGAACUGCAAGCUCCCUCGUUCGAGACACGCAGCAGUUGUGACUCAAGAAGUGGGCGUCUUGAAGAUUUCCUGGAAAGCACUACUGGCAAACCGUUGCUGGGAGUGGAGCCAGGAGGACCUACAACGCUAAUUGUCGACCUUCACAACCAAAUGCUCAGUACUCCAAGUAUCCUAGACCUUCCACGGUCCCCAAUGGAUACAUGUGAUAUGAGUUUUUCUUGUAACUCGCCAUCAGAUUUGGUUGGCUCAACCCCUGCCAAUAUGGAUUGGAUGGACAGUACUGGACAGUAUGGAAUGGGCGGGGCUGGAGGGGAGGGUCCAGAGAUGGUAUAUAUGAACGCACAAGUCUCCUCUAGCUUAUUUUCCGCAGACUUUCUCGACACUUCUGAUCUGCACUGGUCCAAUUUAUAGCCCAGUGGGACUUACGAUUUAUCCAAAGCUCAUGAUUAACUUUCUUCACAACAGGUUUUAUAUUAGUUUUCAACAGUUACUUUUUCACUUAUUCAACAACUACAGAUUCUUAUAACCAGGGUUGGGGAGUAACAGGAUACAUGUAAUGGGAUUACAUAUUUAACAUACAAAAUAUAAGUAACUGUGUUCCACUACAGUUAUCAUUUAAAUAAUUGGUAAUUCAAAUACAGUUACAUUCAUAAGGUAUUUUGAUUACUGAAGAGAUUACUUUGCAUUUUAUUGUAUUUGUUUCAUUUAAUAUUUAGUCUUUUCAGAUGGAAAACAUUUAUACAUAUAAAUGAUGCGUUACAAAGUGCAUUUGAACAGCGGUGAAACACUUUCUUAUGAUGACGAGCAGACAGAGACGUAAGUUUGGAGCAGAAGAAAUAGAAAUGUAUCUUGUGUAAAUUGUUAGCUUUAUGCUAACGUUACCAGGUACGAUCAUAUUUUUUUAUCAAGAAAAUUCACGUUGGAUCAUAAUUUCUUCUUUUUUUUUCUAGAAAGUCCUUUGAUAUGAGUGCAAAAAUCUUAUUCUUGAUAAACAUUUUUGUAUUUUUUUCGAGUAAAAAUAUAAACAAAAUCCUUAAAACAAGAUCAAUUUGAUUGAUCUUGUUUUAGAAACAACACUGCAUAAGAUAUUUAGGUUUUUCCGAGAAUGUAUUUUUAACAUGUGUAUUUUGUCUGACUGCACUGGGAGAGUUUUUAUAGUCAAAACAAGUGAAAAAAUCCACCAGUGCUGAAGAAGUAAUCCAAAAUAUUUAGAAUAUGUUACUGACCUUGAGUAAUCUAACGAAAUACAUUACAAAUUACAUUUUACAGCAUGUAAUCUGUAAUCUGUAGUGGAAUACUUUUCAAAAGUAACCCUCCCAACCCUGCUUAUAAUGGUUUAGCCAACUUUGAUUACUCUGUUACACUUUAACCAAUACGCACACCCACCCAUGAUAGUCACACUUGGCGUUCCCUCACAAAAAUUGAGAGUUCAUGGCAAAUUUGUCGCAAACUUCCCACAAAUUCGCCACUGAUCAUUUUCACCAGCAAAUGAGCUUUGAAGUUUUUCUGGCAAAUUAUCCAUUGUUGCCAAAUGUUUGCUGCAGGUUCACCACUACCGGUGAAGAGCUGCAAACUUCGGGCAAAUGUCUUUGGCAAAUCACAAGCUCAUUUGAAUCUGAAAAUAAUGAGUGGCAAGUUUGCGGCUAGUUUGCCAGAACUCUAGAUUUAUUGUAAGGGUCAUCAUGAGGUCUAUUCAAAGUAUUGUUUUUAAAAUGUCAUCUGUUGUACAUUAGAAUGAAAUUUAGCAGAUGUUUUCACAACGUUUACAAUUUAUAAUGCAAGUGAACUACUCUUUCUAAGAGUCUUAGCUGCUGUUUGUACACAUCUGAUGCUUAAAAAGAGCGUAAUGCUGUAGUGAUGAUGCGCUAUUCACAUUUGUCUCGGCGACAAACGUGUGCUUACUGAGACAUUCAGACAAGAAAUAUACAUGUUUUUUGCCUCAAUAUUGGCAAAUUCACAUACAGUAUGAUUUUUUUAAGCAACUUAUUUUAACAAUUUAUAAAUCCAACAGGAACAGAUAACGAACUGCUUUUUGAGCUUGCUUCACCAAAUAUAACUGGCCAAUUUUUGCAUAUUGGUUAUCAAAUAUGCAUCUGAAUAUUACUAUUUCUAGUAUUUUGAUAUUUCAUUCUGCAAAAAAAUAGCACAUGCCAGGAAAUGUCUUUUUAAAAUCUAAAUAUAUCAACAGCUGUUAGCCAUUAAAUAAGCUGUUAAAAAAUCUGUUGAGGUGCCAGAAAAAUGUGCUAUUUCAUGAGUUACGUAGAUCGCAGAAAACUGUUAGCGAUUGCGGCUUAAGUUAUAGUACAAAAAUUAUGUUACUUUAGAAAAAAAAUGACAUUUUGAAUUUUUGCAUUUUUUUUCCUAGCAUGUUAGCAUUUGCUAGCCUUGCUACUUAAUGAGAAAAGGUUAUCGCAAUCAGAAACUUGAGCGUACAACAAAGUUAAGUCUUCUGUUACUUAUUUUUCUAGCUAGUUUUAUGUUACAACAUACUUUAUAUGCCUACCCUUUAAAACAAAUCUAGAGUUCUGACAAACUUGCCGCAAAUUUCCCACUCAUUAUUUUCACAUGCAGUUGAGCUUGCGAUUCGCCGCAUAUGUUAGUGGUAGUGGUGAACCCGUUUGCGUUUGGCGACAAUGAAGACUUUGUGGCGAAUUUGCAGCAAGUUUGUAAAACCUCUCGAUUUUUGUUAAAGAAAUCAUAUGACAAAUGUGAGUUUUGCCAUCUUAAAAAAAGGUAUUUCUGCUUUGUUUUUUUUGCAGACAAAAUAACUCCAUAUAUCUUGCCCAAAACUUGGAUGGUGUAUAAGACACAUUGAGUGCGAGAAACUUACUUUAUUACAUUGCAUUUUAAUUUUGUGUUUACAUGUUUGUUUGUUAUCUAAAAUUAAGAUGCUUGUGCCUUUCAAACAUUUUGCAUUAAUCUUGAAAUGGGAAAUGUAAAAAUAUGUUUUACUGUAAAUAUGCUGAAUUGUAUAUAAGUUUAACUGUUAUGCCCAUCGCAGUACACAGUGUACUGUAUGUACUGCACUGUAUUUUAUCAAUCCUCUGUUGGCAGAGUUUUGAUAAUAGGAUUAUGAGCCAAUGAGAUUAUGAAUGUUUCUAAAAAUUAUUAAGAAUGUGUAGAUUUUAGUGUACAGAAGAUUCUAUACAGAUAUAGCCAAAGUGAGGCAUAAUCACAUCUAAUCAAUAAGCAAGAUUUAAUUUACAAGCACCCUCAAACACACUCGUGUAUAUUUUUUUAUGUUACUCUGUAAGCGCUUUAUGCAUUGCAUGUAUAUUUAAUUUUCGUGGUGUGUGUGUUAUUGCAUAUUGCAUAUCAGCUCAGGAACCUACGAAUUGUACAGUGUGUGUGUGAGAAAGAGAGAGAGAGAGAGAGAGUGUGAUGUCAUUUGGGGAACAGCAUUACUGUCUUCAGUAUUCACUCUCUCCAUCUGUCUGAAUUUGCACUAACAGGGUUUUGGCUGUGGUCGAGCCCAAAUAAAAUUUCAUAUCCAGUCCACUGUUCCCUGCUAUAUGCUGGACAUUGAAACUCCA
Molecule: messenger RNA, 6779 nt
Organism: Xyrauchen texanus (razorback sucker)
Lineage: Eukaryota; Metazoa; Chordata; Actinopteri; Cypriniformes; Catostomidae
Product: myocardin-related transcription factor A-like
Exons: 19
Coding region: 301-3657 (1118 amino acids)
Biological process (GO): smooth muscle cell differentiation
Source: RefSeq, a predicted model, not a curated record